CGGGCGAGGUGCCCAUCAGGGCGGGCCGCGCCGGGAGCGGGCCGAGCGGGCGUCGCCGCUGCAGGCUGCGUGGUUGCUGAGCCGCGGGACGCUGCGGGCCGGCGGCAUGUACGGCUUCGUGAACCACGCGCUGGAGCUGCUGGUGAUCCGCAACUAUGGCCCCGAGGCGUGGGAGGACAUCAAUUCAGUGGUGCAUCGAUUCGCCCGACGCUAAAGGGUUUCUUCGGUCUCCAGUUAGCUCUUCUUUCAGAAGAGAAGCAGAUGAAGAAUGGCCGCAGGGAGAAGGGACUUGGUCCUAGGCAGCGUUGGUGAAUGGUGCCAGACGCCUCUCUUGCCUCCUCGUGUCUCUGCCCAGACGUUUACACGCCACGAAGCCGCUGUGAUCGCCCGCCGUGGUUAAAGUGGGCCUGGCCUUCCGCCUCCCUCUCAGCUCCCAUCCUGUUCUCUGCCUUGUAGCAUUGGUCCCUUCACAACAUGCUAUGAAAUUUGGUUCUAUGUUUAUUUCUUCUUUGUCUGUUUCAUUCACUGAGAUGUUAAAAGUGCCUAGAAAGGACCAUGGAACGUAAUAGGCGUUCAGAUAUUUGUGGUAAAUUUUCUCCUGUAGAAAUAGAAAGGCAAGAAAGACAAAAGACAGAAAAUAAAAAAAGAGACUAACUCCAUAGUUCUAAAGAUUUCUAAAAUAGUCAUAAACAUUUUGUAAUUAAAAUUUUUUAUUAGUAUGCGUUUGCAGUACAUAGUGAUUGUAUUCACUGUGGAGAGGUGGUACACUUACAUUUUUAAGUACUUCAGUGGAAUUCAGUGUGAAAGUUUUAAGAAGAGUUCUGUUCUGUACUGUUUACUGUGUUUUUCAGUCUCCAGGGAGCAAGUUGAAGAGGAUCAUUUCAGGAAGAAGAGUUUAAGCAAGAUAAGGCAGCGUGAGCGCAUUCAACAAAUGGAGAGCAGGAGGAAAGAGAAAGAGGCUCAGUUAGAUGAAGAAGGACAGUUUCUCGUCAGAAUAAUAUAUGAUGAUUCCAAAACCUACGACCUGGUUGCCGCUGCCAGCAAAGUCCUCAACCUCAAUGCUGGAGAAAUCCUUCAAAUGUUCGGGAAGAUGUUUUUUGUGUUUUGUCAAGAAUCCGGUUAUGAUACCAUCUUACGCGUCCUGGGGUCUAAUGUCAGAGAAUUUCUCCAGAACCUGGAUGCCCUGCACGACCACCUCGCCACCAUCUACCCGGGCAUGCGUGCGCCUUCCUUUAGGUGUACUGACGCGGAAAAGGGCAAAGGGCUCAUUCUGCACUACUACUCGGAGAGAGAGGGGCUGCAGGACAUCGUCAUUGGAAUCAUCAAAACAGUGGCUCAGCAAAUACAUGGCACAGAAAUAGACAUGAAGGUUAUUCAGCAAAGAAAUGAAGAAUGUGAUCAUACUCAAUUUUUAAUUGAAGAGAAAGAGUCUAAAGAAGAGGAUUUUUAUGAAGAUCUUGACAGAUUUGAAGAAAACGGUACCCAGGAAUCUCGCAUCAGCCCCUACACCUUCUGCAAAGCUUUUCCUUUCCACAUAAUAUUUGACCGAGACCUGGUGGUCACUCAGUGCGGCAAUGCCAUCUACAGGGUGCUGCCCCAGCUCCAGCCCGGGAAUUGCAGCCUUCUGUCUGUCUUUUCUCUGGUUCGUCCUCAUAUCGAUAUUAGUUUCCAUGGGAUCCUUUCACACAUCAAUACAGUGUUCGUCUUGAGAAGCAAGGAAGGAUUGUUGGAUGUGGAGAAGCUAGAGUGCGAGGACGAACUGACAGGGACUGAGAUCAGCUGCCUGCGUCUCAAGGGUCAAAUGAUCUACUUACCGGAAGCAGACAGCAUCGUGUUCCUGUGCUCCCCGAGCGUCAUGAACCUGGAUGACCUGACCAGGAGAGGCCUGUACCUGAGCGACAUCCCGCUGCACGACGCCACCCGCGACUUGGUUCUUCUGGGGGAGCAGUUCAGGGAGGAGUACAAACUCACGCAGGAGCUGGAGAUCCUCACGGACAGGCUGCAGCUCACUCUGAGAGCCUUGGAAGAUGAAAAGAAAAAGACAGACACAUUGCUGUAUUCCGUCCUCCCUCCCUCUGUUGCCAAUGAGCUGCGGCAUAAGCGUCCAGUCCCUGCCAAAAGGUAUGACAACGUGACGAUCCUCUUCAGCGGCAUCGUGGGCUUCAACGCUUUCUGCAGCAAGCAUGCAUCCGGAGAAGGGGCCAUGAAGAUCGUGAACCUUCUCAACGACCUGUACACCAGGUUUGACACCCUGACGGAUUCCCGGAAGAACCCGUUUGUCUAUAAGGUGGAGACUGUGGGUGACAAGUACAUGACAGUGAGCGGCCUGCCAGAGCCCUGCGUCCACCACGCGCGCUCCAUCUGCCACCUGGCCCUGGACAUGAUGGAGAUCGCCGGCCAGGUGCAGGUGGACGGCGAGUCUGUACAGAUAACAAUAGGAAUCCACACAGGGGAGGUGGUGACAGGUGUCAUUGGACAGCGGAUGCCUCGCUACUGUCUCUUUGGAAACACUGUCAACCUGACAAGCAGAACGGAAACCACGGGAGAGAAGGGGAAGAUAAAUGUGUCUGAAUAUACGUACAGAUGCCUGAUGUCUCCGGAGAAUGCAGAUCCCCAGUUCCAUCUGGAGCACAGAGGCCCAGUGUCCAUGAAGGGCAAGAAAGAGCCCAUGCAGGUGUGGUUCCUCUCCAGGAAAAACGCAGGAGCAGAGGUAGGAGUGGAAACGAGCCAGGAGGAUGACUGAACCUCAGGCCGCAGACCUGGGUGGCCUCCCGCUGUCUCCCGACAUGACAUGUGCCAAGGAGAGGAGCGCCCCCCCGCACUGUCCUCUCCGGGUCCCGCACUUCCCCAGGCGGAUCUUGCACUGCCCACUACUCAGCAUCAGCUCUGCCUUUGAUGAUUCCCAUGGUUUUAGUGCACUGUCUGAAGCUUGGCUUUUAAUGUGGGUGUUGUGAACUUCUAGUAUCUUAAAAUCUACUACAAGUAUUACCCAAACUGGUGAUCCGCUAGUAGUAGGCACCCAAUAAACAUUUGUUGAAUUAAUUUAAAUAUUUGUUGAACUAAAUGAAACUGAACCAUAUUUGGCACUGAAUACAUAUGGUUUAGCAAAUCUGUUAAUGCUCCCUAUAUAUAUAUGCGUGUAUGUAUAUUUUAAUGACUAUAAUAUAGAACAAAAUGUAUCAUGUUGGUGUAUAUCAUUAUAGAAAUCAUUUUCUAAAGAACUGAAUUCUAAGUUUUAGGGAAAAAUGCAAUUUAUUUUCAAACUUCUGAAGAGUUAAUAUUCCAUGCUAAGAAAAUAGUGGCUAUUUUGAAGUAUGCUAAUUUCUUUUUGGAAAUAUAGAACACAUUUCUGUUAUGAAAGCAUGUGGUUGCGGAUUCAGAUCAUAUGGCAGUUGGAGUUCCUCUAACAGCCUACCAUUCGUACCAUAUCGCUUGGAGUAAUUACCUUAGCCGUGAGUAGCUGUUAACAGAAAGCUCCACUGUUUCACAGUGAAUCGUUAGUUAGCUUGGCAUAUCUAAGAGGGCCCUGGCCAUAUUCAAGAAGAAAGCUGGAAACACGCUGCUCGGGCAUUGCAGCUAGAGCCAUUUUUCCUGGCUUUUAUUCCUAGAAAUCAGCUUCUUCUUAGCUUAGAAAAAUGUGAUUUUUUCCAGGGCAUCACAUUCACAAAGCUAGUUUAAUUUCAGUGUUGAAUGCAUUCCUAUUGGGAUUAUUGGCCUGUUGUUCUAAAAAUGUCUCUGGUAAUUUAUUGAUACCUGUCUUUAUAAAAUAUAAUGCAUAUACGUUUGUGUAAAGAUGUUUGGCUUUAAAUUUAGUACAUUAUAUCAACCUAUCAUAUGUAUAUCAAUAUAUGUAUAAAUGUUCCAUGUUAAUGUGUAAAAGAAUCUGCAAUAAAUUAUUUUUUCCACUUG
Molecule: messenger RNA, 3909 nt
Organism: Heterocephalus glaber (naked mole-rat)
Lineage: Eukaryota; Metazoa; Chordata; Mammalia; Rodentia; Bathyergidae
Gene: Gucy1b1
Product: guanylate cyclase 1 soluble subunit beta 1
Biological process (GO): response to oxygen levels; cGMP biosynthetic process
Cellular component (GO): guanylate cyclase complex, soluble
Molecular function (GO): heme binding; guanylate cyclase activity
Source: RefSeq, a predicted model, not a curated record